Peromyscus maniculatus bairdii (prairie deer mouse) is the source of this 2114-nucleotide messenger RNA. It is a transcript of the gene Mtpap, whose product is annotated as mitochondrial poly(A) polymerase. Gene Ontology annotation, biological process: RNA 3'-end processing. Lineage: Eukaryota; Metazoa; Chordata; Mammalia; Rodentia; Cricetidae. The record is from RefSeq and is a predicted model, not a curated record. Gene Ontology annotation, molecular function: poly(A) RNA polymerase activity. Gene Ontology annotation, cellular component: mitochondrion.
CUUCGCCGUUUACUUCCUGCUGCUUUGACCAUGGCGGCUCGCGGCGUGGGGCUUUUGACCCGUUUGCCCCUGCGUUCCCAGCGAAGGAGCCGAGUGCAGCGUUCUGUUUCCAGGCCCCUCAGUUGUCCCGGGACUGUGGCCGCGAACUUCGGGAACGAAGAGCAGCCUUCGGGGGGCGCGGAGACAGGCUCUGAAGACCAGACCCUCAAAAGGAGAUUCUCUGAGGUGCAGAAGGAGAGAAGAGAACAGGCUCAGCGGACUGUUUUGAUACAUUGCCCAAAUAAUAUCAAUGAGAAAAAGUUUCUCAAGUAUUUAUCCCAGCAUGGACCAAUUAAUAAUCAUUUCUUCUAUGAGAGCUUUGGUCUCUAUGCUGUUGUAGAAUUUUGCCAAAAAGACAGUGUAAACUCAUUGCAGAAUGGAACGCAUACUCCAAACCAGAGAACAGAGCCUGCAAUUCCAUUUAAGUCACGUUUCUUGAACUUAAAGCUCAAGAAUCCAUCUAACCAGAUACCUGAACAGUCAUAUGCACAGACAAACAACCAGUCACCUCCUUCAAGCAAGAAACUCUUUGAAUUACUGAAUUAUGCAGAAAGUGUGGACGAUCAGCUGAACACGCUCCUGAAGGCCUUCCAGCUCACAGAGGAGAAUGUCAGGCUCCGCCAUCUCACCUGCUCCCUCAUUGAGGACAUAGCUGCUGCGUAUUUUCCCGGCUGCGUUGUUCGGCCCUUCGGCUCCUCAGUGAACACAUUUGGCAAAUUAGGAUGUGAUUUGGACAUGUUUUUAGAUCUAGAUGAAGUUGGAAAACUCAAUGUUCACAAGGAUGUCGGAAAUUUUUCAAUGGAAUUUCAAGUGAAAAAUGUCCCUUCAGAAAGGAUUGCAACUCAGAAGAUCCUAUCUGUAAUAGGAGAGUGCCUUGACAAUUUUGGCCCUGGCUGUGUGGGUGUUCAGAAAAUACUAAAUGCGCGAUGUCCGCUUGUAAGAUUCUCCCAUCAGGCCUCUGGAUUUCAGUGUGAUUUGACCACUAACAAUAGUAUUGCUUUGAAAAGUUCCGAACUCCUUUAUAUAUAUGGCUCCCUGGAUUCAAGAGUAAGAGCCUUGGUGUUCACUGUGCGAUGCUGGGCUCGAGCACAUUCGUUAACAAGCAGUAUUCCUGGUGCGUGGAUUACAAACUUCUCCCUAACAGUGAUGGUCAUCUUUUUCCUCCAGAGAAGAUCUCCCCCUAUUCUUCCAACUCUGGAUUCCCUAAAAUCCCUAGCAGGGGCUGAAGAUAGAUGUAUCCUAGAUGGGAACAAUUGUACAUUUAUCCGGGAUGUGUACAAAAUUAAACCUUCAAGAAACACAGAAACGUUAGAAUUACUACUGAAGGAAUUUUUUGAGUAUUUUGGCAAUUUCGCUUUCAAUAAAAACUCCAUAAAUAUUCGACAGGGAAGGGAGCAGAACAAGCCCGACUCCUCUCCUCUGUACAUCCAGAACCCUUUUGAGACGUCUCUCAACAUAAGCAAGAAUGUGAGUCAGAGCCAGCUGCAGAAAUUUGUGGAUUUGGCUAGGGACAGUGCGUGGAUCUUGGAACAGGAAGAUAAGGCUCAGCCUUCCCCUUCAAGUAAGCAGCCCUGGGGGCUGGCUGCCCUCCUGCUGCCGCCUGGGGCGGUCCACACAUUGCUCUCCAAGAAGAGGAAAAAGCCAGUGAGCGAGAAGGUCAAAAGCUUGUUAGCAUCCAUAAAAAGUAGCACUGCAGACACUUCCAAGGGCACCCGUGGAAAAAGAGCAUUCAGUACGCAGGCGUGAUGGCGACCACUUUGGACUUCGGGAAGAGCUGCUGGGAAACUUUGACAGGCCUUAACUUUCAUCCAAUAUCUUUGUCACCAUCCCAUCACCCUUUUAUUUGAUCUGAAGGAUUUUUUUUUUUUCCGAUCAGGUGGAGUUUUAUUAAAAUAUCAGUGGCAAAGAAUAUGUAAAGACAUAUAUGAACUCUGCAAAGUGAAUGGUAAAAAUCAAUUUUAUCAGCAAAACAGUUGGUAGUUCUGUCAGUCUCUAGUUGGAAAUCAUUUUAAAAUACUUCUAGUUGUCUCCACGUAUAGGUGAGGAAUGCAAUAAAGCUCCGAAAUUUGGUAAUA